CCGGGCUGGGAGCUGUGGUACGGCGGCGGGGAGCCGGAGCGAGCUCACACACUACUCACCACAGCUACCAACUUCACGCACCAUCAUACCAUCAGAGUUCCACCGGAUAAAGCUGAGCCUGUGAUGGUGACUGCAAUGUGUCGCGUCGGCAACAAGAUGUGGCUCGGAGACUCAGCCGGCAGGAUCUCUGUUUACUCGGCUUCAAGCUGUGCUCUCGUAUGGUGUGUACGAGUGCAGGAGGCAGUAGGUGGAGCCCCGUCCGGUAUCGCAGCCCUGCACGCGCUGCCCGGCCUGCAGCGCGUCGCCGUCGCGCUCAGCAUAGGCAGGCUGUUCCUGGUGACUUCGAAAAGGCCUGAAGCUGAAGGUAGCUUCGUGCUCACUGAGCUGGGAACUGCUACUGAGCUGUGCUGCUUAGCUGCUGUGCCUUCGCCACAUGGUUGGGAGGUUUGGGCGGGCGGCGCUGGUCUUUGCUCAUACGCGGUGGGAGCGGGCGGAGUCUGUGCAGCCGACGUGCUGGCACCGGAGCCAAGGGUCACCCUCAUGGCUGCACCUGAAGACCAGCCGUUUGUCAUGGUCUACUACGAUCCAGGAGUGUGCGUAUACCAGUGGUCGGUGGGCUGCAAGCAGCAGUGCGCGAGGCUGGACUGCAGCAAGCUGGUGCCCUGCUCCGAGAGCCUGCAGUCCAUAGCCUUGGAUGAGCAUCUCACGGAGGACAAGUGUCGGGUAAGUGUGUAG
Messenger RNA from Helicoverpa zea (corn earworm), 735 nucleotides. RefSeq lists its product as uncharacterized. The transcript is spliced from 6 exons. The record is from RefSeq and is a predicted model, not a curated record. NCBI's taxonomy places the organism in Eukaryota, Metazoa, Arthropoda, Insecta, Lepidoptera, Noctuidae. Bases 124 to 735 code for a protein of 203 amino acids.